Acanthopagrus latus (yellowfin seabream) is the source of this 1234-nucleotide messenger RNA. RefSeq names its product tRNA-yW synthesizing protein 5 (gene tyw5). Gene Ontology annotation, molecular function: tRNA binding; 2-oxoglutarate-dependent dioxygenase activity. The record is from RefSeq and is a predicted model, not a curated record. The transcript is spliced from 8 exons. The coding region runs from base 95 to 1075 and encodes 326 amino acids. NCBI's taxonomy places the organism in Eukaryota, Metazoa, Chordata, Actinopteri, Spariformes, Sparidae. Gene Ontology annotation, biological process: wybutosine biosynthetic process.
UUGUUUAUACGGGGAACACUUACAAUGUGACACCCGGACCAGUCAGAGCUGUUUACUUGUGUUGCAGGUGAAUAUUUGAAGUAAAUCAUGUUAAAUGGAGCUUCAGGAAAAAGUAGCAGUGCCGAUAUUCACAGAAGUGGACAAGGAAGUCUUCCUGCGCGAUAUUUACCCACAGCGCAGACCGGCCGUGCUGAGAGGCGUCUCUCUCGGUCCCUGCCUCGAGAAGUGGACGGUUGAAUAUCUUGGACAGAAAGGUGGAGACAAGGAGGUGAAGAUCCACGUAUCCACCGUGCCGCAGAUGGACUUUCUGCACAAAAACUUUGCGUACAAGACUCUGCCUUUUGAUGAAUUUGUGAAAAGGGCAUCUGAAAAGAAACACUCUGAGUUCUUCCUCUGUGAGGAUGAGAGUUAUUAUCUUCGGUCACUCGGAGAGGAUGUGAGAAAGGAACCUGCUGAUCUGAGCAAACAGUUCCCCGUCCUGGCCGAGGACUUUCACAUCCCACAGUUCUUCACAGCGAAUCAGUUUUUCUCCAGUGUGUUUCGCAUCAGCUCCUGUGGUCUGCAGCUGUGGACGCACUACGACGUGAUGGAUAACCUGCUGGCUCAGGUGACGGGGACGAAGAGAGUUGUUCUCUUCAGCCCCCAGGAUGCAUUGCACCUCUACCUGUCAGGUGAUAAAUCAGAGGUCGUGGACAUCGACUCCCCGGAUCUGGAACAGUUCCCUGACUUUGUGAAGGCAAAGCGAUACGAGUGUGUGCUGGAGCCUGGAGAUCUGCUUUUCAUCCCCGCUCUGUGGUUCCACAACACCGUGGCUCUGCAGUUUGGUGUGGGUGUAAAUGUGUUCUGGAGGCAUCUACCUGCAGACAGCUACGAUAAAAAAGACCCGUACGGUAACAAAGACCCUGUGGCCGCGACUCGGGCCCUUCAGGCGCUGGAGCGAGCGCUACACACUCUGGACGAACUCCCAGCGGAUUAUCGGGACUUUUACGGACGACGUAUGAUACAGUGGAUCCAGAAGAGGACGUACUGCGACAGUCUGACGUUACCCACAAGUCAGUUCACCAAACCUGGAUGAGGGUCCAGAGAAUUGAACUGAUUAAACACCUGUUUGCCCUUCUGCUUUGUGAUAUUCAUCUGAAUCUCAGUUUGGAAUAUGAAUGUGAUUAUGACAGACUGUCUUUGGAUAAACUUGUCUUUAAAAACUAAAUAAAACACCAACAUUGGGCUAGUUGAC